AUGCAACUACGUUUUUCUGUCCUUUUGUGGACAUUAUUGUUCCAAGGAGUCAUCUCUAUUCCUACCGUUUUUUCUUUAACUGCUACGAGGACUCCUCAAAGGUUCUCAAAACCCGAUAUGACCUGCGAUCAGCUGCCUGAAAACACCUGCUUCUACACCGUCACCACUUUUUUGAAGCCCGAGUCAGCAACCACCUCGAUCACGGAUUGGAAUUGCGUUUCAUAUGGCGAGGAUCAAUUUGUCUUCAAAAGGAAGAAGGCUGCGUUCGGUAUGGAUGCUGGGCCCGUGGAAGUCAAGGGUCGUAUUUGGGUUGUCUCAAAUCUCACUCGUUUGAAUGCACCAGAGUCGAAUAUCGGUAUUAGUAGUUGGUACACUGGGUCUUGUAGCUUCCCGCAGCUCAGGUGGCAAGGAAAGAAAUAUCUAGUGUACUUGUCAGAGAGUAUUGAAGACGCAUUAUUGAGUCUCGUGCCUCUCACAAUCAAAAGCCAUGUUUAUCGAAUUGAGAUACCAUGCUGA
Molecule: messenger RNA, 516 nt
Organism: Botrytis porri
Lineage: Eukaryota; Fungi; Ascomycota; Leotiomycetes; Helotiales; Sclerotiniaceae
Exons: 2
Coding region: 1-516 (171 amino acids)
Source: RefSeq, a predicted model, not a curated record